GGAGGGAAGGAAGGUAGCGAAGGGAGGGCAAGCGGGCACCGGCGGGGCUCGCAGCCCCCCGGGGGUACCGGCGGGUCCGGCGGCGGCGGACGUGAAAGUCCCCUUUAAGUUUCCAUAGAGAGGCCUCCGGGUGUCACAUGAUGGACAUGAUAUAACGAAACAACAUCGUGGGGAGGGACGGAGGGAAGCAGUGGGGGAGCCCGGGGAGGCGUCGGGGAGGUGGCGGUGCCCCCCGACCCGCCCGCCGCGGCUGCACCUGUCUCGGCGCGCCGGGAGCGCGGUGUCCGCCCCGCUGAUGGGGCUGCGGGCGGCACCUUCCCCCGGGGAGGAGGAGAAGGAGGAGGAGAAGGAGGCGAGCCGGUGGCGGAGGAUGAAAUACUACACAAGUUACUGAGGCAGAGAGAAGGCAUCUUCCUUCACCCAUAACAUACUGAGGCACGAAGAGUGAUGCUGAGAGCCAAGGUUUCUGAUCUGACCCUCCUCCUCAGAGCUCCUGAACGUGAAGAUUCUCAGCUCAACAGAGGCUGCCUGCUUGUGGCAGGCAAAAUUAUCAUUUGCACUCACAGCUGAGGGUUUUGAUGGGGUUGGUGACCAGCUCUAGCACAGCACAGCUCCUUUUCCUUCUCCUUUUCCUUCUCCUUCAUCACCAGCUUGGAACCAGGAAUGGGUGAGACUUCUGCUGCUUCCCUCCUAACGAGGUUUUCUGUGACUCUUCCACGUCCUCCUGCUGCUGCUGCAUCCAACGUGGAUCCGAAUGCUGUGGCUACAAAGGCUUGUCACUGUCUCAUGCUGGGUCCCUCACAUCCAAGAGCUACUUGGCAGUUUCCAAGGCAACCACCUGUGGAAUAAUUAAAAAGGAUGAAAUGUUAGCGUGCCAGAUCUAAGGAAUUCUUGCCUGGAGAGAGCGUUUCACUUUCUUCACGUCUUGAAGAAUCAAAACGUGCUUCUGCCAGCAAAGUUAAGAGAAAGAAACGGUGGCUGAGUUGCACAAGUGAACCAGGACGACGCAAAAUUAAGUCAAAGAGGAAUGCUCAUUUUCCUAUUUUAUUCUGAGGACAAACCUGUCAGUAAUGAAUUGUUCCAGAAGUACACAGAGAAAGCUCUUGCAUGGUAGAAGCUGUUUUUUCUCAGGCUGAAACUCAUCUCAACUCCUCAUGACCAGCUGAGCAAGAGAGAUGGGAUUUGAUGCUAUCCAAGGUGUAAUUCCACAGUUCAUGUCUUCUGCUAGUGCCAGCUUAAUCACUUUCUGCCCACUCCCAGCCAUUCAUUCCCAGCUCAGCAGCAAUGCAGUGCCACCUCUUCCCUGACCCUGUGGAAAACCAGAUCUCCAUAACCCCUUUAGAGGAUGACUGAUUUCUUUUGGUGUUCAGAGUCAAUAAUAAUUUCUAGCACCAUUUGAAAUCGGUUAUAGUGAUUGGGGAAUUGCACCUCGAGAAUUUUCACAGAAGAGGCUCCAGAGAGAAGCUUUAAUGGUCCUCUGUGUGAAGAUGAUCCUUGAAAUGGUUUGGAAAACCUUACAGUGCUGGGAGGGAAGAUCAAGGGAGAUGGUUUUCCCAGUGUGGAUUUUGGAUCAAAGAAGAAGAACCCCACCCUGUUGGCUUAAUGAUCUGUCUGUGAGGUAUGAGGAAAUAAAAGGAGCAGCAGGAAGCCUUCCAAUCUGCAGCUCCCAUACUCUGGACAUGCUGAAAGCAAGAUCUCAUGGAGGUUAUCCCUGCCAGCCUGAGAGCUUCUGCCAUUCUCCUCUUGUACACUCCUUACAGAGUAAGCCAUAAACAGCCUGAGUCACCUCUCCAAGGGGGUUUAAUAUAUAUGAAUUCUGAAAUUUCAGCUGUUCAGAGACACAGCUGGCUGGAGGCAGAGUCAAAGGUGGGUCCUGUCCCCAGUUCCAGCAGGAUCUCAUUAUCCAUGAAGACAAUCUCUGAAAAUCAUCCUUCAGUCACCUGAUCAUUUUGCAUUCAGCUUUUUGGGAGUUAAUGACACCAACUAACCUACAGCAACACAUCACACACCAGCCUGCAGCAAGGCAUCCCUGUAGCAGGGGAUGUUUUCCUGGAUGUCCUGCAACAGGAGCAGAAAGGAUGAAAAAAGGAAGAAAAUUGCCUGAUGAAAACAGAAGCAUUUCAGCUUGAAAUAUAUCUAAGGAAGAGGGAGGCGUGCUGCAGGAGCAUCUCCUCUGGAAACAUCCGGAACUUUGGGGCUUCAGGCAGAAAAGCUGGACCAGCUGUGUGCUCCCACCUCUGCUGCUGAGCAAGAGGAUGUUCAGCAUGGACUGGUCAGUGAAGUGGUUACAGACCCUGGGUCAGAAGAUAGUCCCACUCAGCUCCUUGAAAUAGAAGGCAAAAAAUGUUUUUCCUGAUGUCAUUCUCACUCUACUGGAUUUCCAACAACUUUCCAAGAGCAGUCCAUGGAGAGAUGUGUGGAGAGAUGUGUGGCUGCCUGCUCUGCUGUCUGGAUUGCUGGGUAUUUAAGUCCCCUUUAUGUGCAGUUUCUGUCUGUGCUGCCUUCUCAGCAUCAUGUCUGUCUCCCCCAGAGGAUUCUUCUCUGGAGAAGCUGCCAUGGAAGCAGAUGAUCUGUCCUGGGGGCAAGUCAAUAAAACCAUUUUCUCCGUGUUAAAGAAGUUUUUUAAAGCCCCCUUGGCACCAAAAAAAAAAAAAAGGAGAGGUGAGCCUUGGGAUCACAAAGAUUUGAGUUCAGUAUUUUGGUGCUUGUGAAAGUCAAAGAUUGGUUUGGGUUGAAGGGACCUUAAAGCCCAUCCAGUCCCAUCCCCCUGCCAUGGGCAAGAACACCUUCCACUAUCCCAGGUGGCUCCAAACCCUGUCCAGCCUGGCCUUGGACACUUCCAGGAAUCCAGGGGCUGCCACAGCUUCUCUGGGCACCCUGUGCCAGGGCAUCUCCACCCUCACAGGGAAGAAUUAUUCACAUAUUGUUGCAGAGGGAGGAUUUUUCGGUCUUUACUUCUCCAAAGCAAUCAGUGUGUCAAGCCCUGUGUAACUCUGGCUGGAUUCCAGCCUGGAAAGCCAGACACUGACCCUGAUUUGGAGCAGCACAGCCUGGGAUGGAGUGGCUGGGAAGGGGCAUCAAAGCUCUGUGUGGAGGAGCCGGCUGUGACAACAGUUUGCCAAGCAACGCAUGGCAGAGCAUGGACAGCAAGAGGAAUAUUUGCUGUUUGAGAAGGAACUGGUUGAAAACUGGUUCUGUGGUGCCCUGUGAGCUGACAAAUUCCUGGACAGAUGAGCACGUGGCAAAGGCUGCUUCAGCCUGCAUAAGUGGCCCCAGUCACCAGCCAAACCAAACACUUGAAGUCUAAAUCAAAGCCCAGAAAGAGCAAAUCAGUGCUUAAGGUUCCUACCAAAUCUCAAAGUCCCACACAGCAGAAAUCAAUGCCAUGGAAUGCCAUGACUAUGGAUAAUUUCCAGCACCACUGAUGGCUUUGUGUUCCCCUGUAGCUGGACCUCUCAGUAAAGGUUAAAUCAAGCUGUAAUUGACCCUAAAAGCCAGAGAGACCAGCUUGAACACUGGCUGUGUCACUGGUCACCUGUUCCUUCCCAAGCUAUGGACCAUGGACAGGCCAGCAGAGUUGGUAGGGACAACUUUUCCAUUGGGUUGAGUUCAGCCUAGGGACAGAGCUGAUCAUUUGGGUGAUAACACAUCCUCUGCACCCACAAGCUGUACUCUGGGACAUUUUCUCCAUUUUUAUGGUGCCUCUGGAGCUGCUCCUUUAUGACAUUACCCCAGUGAAAUUCCCUGUUUAUGACAACGGGCAGAUUUAUGACCAGGUAUACAUUGCACUGGGACUCCUGAGGGAUCAGCCAAGUGUUUCUCCAGGGAGAAGAAGAAAGGAACUCUUCAGCUGCCUGUUCUGAGACUCUGCUUCAAGGGGAGCAAGAGCCCUUCACUGAAAUCCUGCCACCAUGCUGGGGCUGCUGCUGCUGCUGCUGCAGGUGUUGGCCAGCUGCCUCUGGCUGGGACACAGCGAGGUGGUCAAGUCCUUUGAAACUUCAUGUCCUCAGUUUUUUUUCCGGGAGAUCCCCCCGAAUGAUGCCCUGGAGCCACAGAACCCAGCCUGGAUCUGUCAGCGCUACAAGAACCAGUAUUACUUUGCCACCCUGUAUGACAGGAAGAUGCGUAUUCCUGUCUACUCUGCUUACAUCUACCAGCCUGGACCGGGAAAAAGACCUAAAAUUUGGCUGGUUGAGCCCCAGCUGAUUGGCCCAGCUUAUCCCAAAACUAUGGAAAAAGAGUGGACAGUCUUAAAUCAAUACAAUGUCACCUUAGAGAAACUCAGCCAGAGCCAGGCUAUCCUUCAUGACUACAAGAACCUGACAGGUUUGAACCGGGGCCAUUUGAACCCUAAUGGCCACCACGAUGACUACAGCAGCAGGGUGGCCACCUUCACCCUCACCAACAUAGUGCCCCAGGAUGAGAAACUCAACGGCGGCGCCUGGAACAACUACGAGCAGCAAACGAUGAUCAGGAGAACCCAGGGCUGUAAAACCACCUAUGUCAUUGUGGGUGCUGUGCCUGGGAACAACUACAUUGCCAAGGGGAGGGUUAAUAAACCCAGCCACCUCUGGUCAGCUGCCUGCUGCGUGGUGGACAACAACUACAUAAAGGCUUGGGCGGUCAUCGCUGAGAACGACAGGAACCAGGUUGAGCUCCUCACCCUGGGAGAGCUGGAGGACACGUUAACUGAGCUCUAUGGGAGGGGACAGGUUUCCCUGUUUGACAGUGACUGUCCCCGAGAAUAAGCCUCACAUCCUAGCUGGAACAGGCUCAGGAGCUUUUGCCAUAUGUCACAGAAUCACAGAAAGGUUUCGGUUUCAAGGAAUUUCAAAGACCAUCCCUGUAGUCUCAGCUCCUGAGCCAUGGGCAGGGACACCUUCCACUAUCCUUGGUGGCUCCAAGCCCUGUGCUAGUAAGUUUCUUUGUUAUGAAAUUGUGGUGUUAUAAGUUCAAAUUUGUUUGUUCCAGUUGUCCCCCAUACAUAUUGGUUUGUCCCUGAGCAAUGUCCACCCAUUCCCCUGUCUAUCUUCCUAAAGACCAACCCCUUAUUCCAGAGUCUUUCCUGCCACUCAGGGAGACCCUGCCCUCCUCCUUUGUCCAUCACAGAAAUCCCACCUUUGUUUCCAGAAACUUCUGUGUCCAUCCUGGAUCCCUGGAAUGCCUAUUGGUCUGCUUGGCCUGCUCUCCUCCCCUGUUGUGUCCCACUGGAUGCCAUGAUGUACACCCCACCUUGUGCCCCCCCCCAGGUGUCUCACCAUUGGUCCAAGUUUGUAUCCUCCCCAUGUUCCCUCCCCCAUACUUAUGAUGCUGUUACCCUGUUGGAACUGUCGCUUGUUCCUGGAUCCUGUCAGAUUAAAGCAUUUUGAGAACCUAUACAAGUGAUCCCUCUCUUUUCCUUCACUCUGGACUCCUUGACUCAGGAUUCUAGCAGCAGCUGCACAGAGCAGCUUUGGUGCCUCUGAGGGUGAGGCAGCCCUGCUUUACUGACACCCAGCGUGGGGCAGACAGGGGGCAGCCACUCUUGGCACGGGCCAGGAGCUUGGGCUAGCUGUGGUCAUCUCCAAGUGGUCAGCCUGUGUCACUGUCCAACCUGGCUUUGAA
This is a messenger RNA of Agelaius phoeniceus (red-winged blackbird), 5604 nucleotides long. NCBI's taxonomy places the organism in Eukaryota, Metazoa, Chordata, Aves, Passeriformes, Icteridae. The record is from RefSeq and is a predicted model, not a curated record.